AGUGCAUAUUGUAACAUAACGUGUACAAGUUUUAAGGCACCUCAAUGUGUGCGCCAAGUGGCGCUGUAGUCUCACACAUUGCACAUCACUGCGAGCUUAAUUUCAACGUCAUUAUCACAUUUGGCCAUUUUGCAAUGAACCCUUGUUUUCUGCGACUCUGGCUUUAGACAAAAUAUUGCGGUUUACGUCGAGGAAACAUUUAAUAUUUUAUCCCUUCACUAACAGUUCUUUUUGCAUCUAAUUUUGGAGUCAUAUCCAAUGCUUUGUUGCUCCAUGAACUGCGUUGUCAUUGCAUCAUAAGCAUUUGAUCAGACAAUGGAUUCUGAUUUGAACACCCGGUCAUGGAGAAGGUAUGUCGCGUUGUUUUUACUUUUAUCAGUAUUUUAUCAAUCGGCUCUGGCUGUUACUCACUAUUCUAUUCCAGAGGAGAUGGAAGUGGGAUCUGUCGUGGCAAAUUUAGCCACUGAUUUGGGACUUGAUGUACAGACUUUGAUUAAACGAAACAUCCGUUUAGAUGUUAUUGCUAGCAAGAAAUACCUCGCCAUAAACAAAGACAGGGGCGAGCUGUACAUACUAGAGAAGAUUGAUCGUGAAUAUCUGUGUCCUGCCAAAACCACUUGCUUUUUAAAAAUGGAAGUUAUAGUGGAGAACCCUGAGCGAAUAUUUUACAUAGAACUGGAAAUCACAGAUAUCAAUGACAAUAACCCUCAAUUUCGACGAGACACAAUCAAUUUAGAUAUCACUGAAUCUACACCUGCGGGUGAGCGAUUUUCUGUCAGCAAUGCAGUGGAUUCUGAUGUCGGUUCCAACUCGGUUAAAACGUAUUAUCUGAGCCAGAAGGAGCACUUUGAUAUUGAAAUUCAGUCUGGGAGGGACGGCUCCAAAUUUGCUGAUUUAAUUUUAAAAAAGGCACUAGAUCGUGAAACCCAACCAGUUCAUAAUCUGAUACUCACAGCAGUGGAUGGCGGAGUUCCUCCGCGUUCAGGAACGGCCAGUAUCGUCGUUCGUGUGUUGGAUGCAAAUGACAACGCCCCUAAAUUUGAUCAGGAGAGCUACACCAUCAGUUUAACUGAAAACUCACCCAUAGGCAGCCUGGUUGUUAAAUUAAAUGCAACAGAUCUAGAUGAGGGUUCUAAUGCCGACCUUGUGCAUUCAUUUAGUCUGUAUACAUCAGAGAAAACACAGAAAGCGUUCAGUUUAAACCCUGAUAGUGGUGAAAUUAGAGUGAAGGAGAUGGUUAAUUAUGAAGAUUUUAAAAUUUACGAUAUGGAGGUUAUAGCAUCAGAUAAAGGAACUCAUCCAUUAUCCGGUCAAUGUAAAUUAUCCAUUAUAAUUACCGACAUGAAUGACAAUCACCCAGAAAUUUCAAUUAAGUCAUUUCAGAGUCCAGUAAAAGAGGAUGUACCUGUUAAUACAGUAAUCGCAGUUGUUAGUGUGAGUGAUAAAGACUCAGGAGAAAAUGGACAGGUAGAUAUUCAUAUUUCUGAUUAUUUACCGUUUGCACUCAAAGAAUCAUCU
Sinocyclocheilus rhinocerous is the source of this 1518-nucleotide messenger RNA. RefSeq names its product protocadherin alpha-C2-like. Lineage: Eukaryota; Metazoa; Chordata; Actinopteri; Cypriniformes; Cyprinidae. Gene Ontology annotation, molecular function: calcium ion binding. The annotation marks the transcript as partial. The transcript has a single exon. The record is from RefSeq and is a predicted model, not a curated record. Gene Ontology annotation, biological process: homophilic cell-cell adhesion. Gene Ontology annotation, cellular component: plasma membrane.